AUGGCCUCGAAGCAAGUCGAAUCCUCGGCAGCGGCUGCCCCGUCCAACGGCAUCAAUCGUCGCAAGUUCUUUGGCCGCAGCAACAGCAUCAGGAGCCUGCUGGGCAGCAGGGAUGGCACCUCAUCAACCGGCAGCAGUAGCAACGUCGUCACUCCGAACUCCUCGCAUAGUGCUUCAAGCACCGGUCCCGGACUUUUGCGGCGCAUGGGCAGUAGAAGCUUUCUCAACCUCAACCAGUCCAAAGCUACCGCCGCUGCCGUCAACGAUUCAUCCUCUGACGACCUUUCUUCCCUGGCAUCAGCAGACUCCCACGCCUCUCGGCGCUUUUCCGACUCACUCAAAAGCAUUCGGCGCAGGCGCGAGAAUUCAGCCUCUCAGGACGCGAGCAAAACACGCUCCCUCUCUUCGCGGACCAGCUCCGAGGCCUACGCCGCUCGUGUAUCGCAGAGUGAAGCCUUGCAGAGCAACGGCUCGCGCAAAAGCAUCGACAGCAUCCAUUCGGGCCUCUCCGCUACCUCAACCGAGCCAAACCCACGCUCUUCGGCUGCAGACAGCUCCGGCCACACCAAUUUGCAGCCCGCUCGCGACCUUCAGGAUUCUGUGGCCAGCACGCCCAGGCGCCUCACGGGAUGGCUAUACAAUAUGGUCGGCAGCGACAGUGCUCCUUCCUCAGCAGAAGGCGGUGCGCCCCUCUCCCCCGUGCGAGAAGCAGACACAAUCGACUUUGCUCCCUCCAGCGCUUCGCCCCAUCGUCACGCGCAGACCCUCGCGGCUCCAUCCCAGACUGAUGCAGGUCGAUCUGCGUCUCCUACCGCUGCCGCUACGACGCGCUCGAAAGCAGGCGCUCUUCUUCUGUCUCUGGCCAAUGUGAGCUCGAAAGCAGGCACCAAGGUCACCGCCGCAACGAUCGACGACGGAAACGCCGCUGGCUCCGUGUCCGGCACAACCAACACUUCUGCCUCGAAUAACGAUGCCGGCACCUCAUCCAACACCGCCAUCAACAGCGCCGCUGGUGGUACAAACACCGCUGGCUGGGUUCCUGGCGGCGUUGGCUUCGACCGCGCCUUCAAAUUUUUCAUGGAUAGCGACGUCGGAAACAAGGAAGACGAGGAGAUCUGGCUGCUCGGCGUACGGCACGCACCUCGACAGGCAAGUAAGGCUGUUUCGUCCCCAACGUCUGCGUCGCAUACGACGCCGUCAGUGCCAGCCCCUCAGAACCCAGAAGCGUCUGAUGUGCCCAUGCCUCGAGCUUGUUCACCUUCAUCCAGCAUUUCCACCGCCUCUCCGCGCCAGAAUGCGCUCGACCUGAUCCAAACUUCGCAGACGGCCCUGAGUUUCUACGAUCGCGCUUCGAUACCGACGGACAGGAGCGAAAGCCGCGUCGGCAGCUCCAUCUCCAUGGCUGGAAAUACCUCGACUUGCAACAGCGUCCGCGCCAAGUCGUCCAAUACGAGCUCGGGUAUCGGCAACCAGCCUUCGGCGACCGUUCCCGUCGAUGCACACUCUGCGUUCCAGCCCGACUUUGCUUCCAGGAUCUGGUGCACGUAUCGCAACCAAUUUGCGCCUAUCGCGCGCGACGGCACCAUCUCGGAUCAGGCUGCCUCUGCAGCUGAGGCCAUGACUGCAGCACAGCUCUCUGCUGUGCAGGACGCAUCUGCGACGUCCACACCAUUGGCUGCGCCUUCGUCUUCUGGGGCGGUUGGGCCAAGCAGUCCUCCAGCUUCCACAGGACGCGGCUGGCUCGGUCGCAAGACCGCCCAAAGCAAUGCUGCUCAGGAGGCUGCAUUCCACGUCAACAGUCCACUGGGACUCGGUGCAACCCUAGGAGCUGGGUAUGCCAAUGCCUCGUCCACCUUGGGCGAAAGAAUGGGCAUCACCAAUCUCUGGAGCAGAGCCACCGCAGCAGCUCAGGCAGCCGGUUUCAGCCGUGCCGGUCUCACCACCGACUCCGGCUGGGGAUGCAUGUUGCGUACUGGCCAGAGUCUCCUCGCCAACGCCCUCAUCAACGUUCAUCUUGGCCGUUCUUGGCUUCGAGAAACACCUCCGAUGCGACAGGUCGAGUUCUUGGAGCAGCUUGCCAGUCAAUCGCUCGAUUCCUCUGCCGAGGCGCAAGGCUUGCACGACUGGCGAGAGAAGCGGGCUCGUCAUGCCACGUACGUCAAGAUCCUCAGCUGGUUCCUCGACGAUCCGAGCCCAGCUUGUCCCUUCGGCAUCCAUCGGAUGGCCCGAGAGGGCAAGCGGCUCGGAAAGGAAGUAGGCGAGUGGUUUGGCCCUUCCACAGCGGCUGGUGCGAUCAAGCAGCUCGUCUCUGAAUUUGGCGAUGCUGGCAUCGCGGUCGAGCUCGCGCAUGACGGUGUCUUCUACCUCGACGAGGUGAGGGCGGUGGCGGGAGCAGCGACUCCCUCCAAGUCUUCGCAGCAUUCUGCGAAAAGUCGUCAGGCAGACGCCUUUUCCUGGCGCAGACCUGUGCUGAUCUUGGUGGGCAUCCGUCUCGGCUUGGAGAGCGUUAAUCCAAUCUACUACGAAUCUGUCAAAGCCACGUUCUCCUUCCCGCACAGCGUCGGCAUUGCUGGUGGUCGACCGUCCUCCUCGUAUUACUUUAUGGGUCAUCAGGGAAACUCGCUCUUCUACCUGGAUCCGCACAACGUCCGGCCCGCGGUCCCGCUUCGUUACCCGCCAAGCUCGUUCCCGAGCGCGGUUCCUUGCCACCACGAUAUUGCUCGUCGAUUUGCACAAGAAGACUCGGACGAUGAGCAAGAGUGGUGGGCGCAGGCCUACACCGAAGCUCAGACCUCCACCUUCCACUGCGAAAAGGUGCGUAGGAUGCCCAUAAAAUCGCUAGAUCCAAGCAUGCUGUUGGGUUUCCUGGUCAAAGACGAAGAAGAUCUCAUCGACCUGUGCGCUCGUAUCAAGGCUCUGCCCAAGACCAUCUUCUCCUUUGCAGAAUCUGCGCCGAAGUGGGUCGACGACGACGACUUCGAUCCGAGUAUGGAGAGCUUUUCAGAACCUUCAAUAGGAGACGGGACCGAGGAUGGCGGUGACGAGAACAACAAUGCGUCGGAGGAAACAGGUGGAAGCGGUGCGUUGAAGAAAGCGUACUCACCAGCGGACGCUCAAGACAAUUCUCUGCGUCGAAAUGGGGCGGAUGGCGGAGCGAGCGAAAACCUCUUCAGAGAGAGCCAACAGAGGACCGCUGCAUGGCUCGGACAGGGUCGGCCGUCCGUGACGUCGAGCAGAGCGCCCAAUGCGGAUGCAGUCGGUAGCGCUGGCAUCGCGUUCCCAUCUCUUGACCUGCUCACACCUCAGUCAGAGACUCACACUUUGACGAGACCGUCGCGUCCAGAUGGUCGUCAGGCUUCGACGUCUUCGGCCGCCACCACACGACCAGCACGACGAGUCCUUGACACCGCGCUCAACACGGAACACAGAAAGAGUCGGGAUCUCAUCGCAUCUCAUGCGACUGCUUCUCCGCGCGAACAUCAAGCCUCACCAUCACGCAGUCCUGCCAGACCAGGCGCGGAUGAGAACUUCUCUACUGUCAACCUCUCCGACUCGGAGGUCGGGUCUGGCUGGGAAGAGGUUUCAGAUGGCGGCACUAUUGCAGCUUCGAGUUCUGCAGGUCCUGCCCUACUGCGCACGGGCUCGCCGUCUCGAAACUCACCAAUAGCAGACAGUCUUGCUGCUGGUAUUCAGGGGAAAGCCGACGGGAGACGUGACGCUGACUCCAACAUUCCUGGUGUGCCGGCGUCGCUCAGCUCCGAGUUGAUCGAAUCUGAAUUGGUGAGCCUCAGUCUUGACACGCCUAUCGGCGAGGCGGCAGAUCAUGCGGGACCGGUUCAGAGCCUCGAUGUGGCGGGCUCUUCGAUGAGGACUACGGGCGGCUCAGCUUCGACGGCCGAAGGCUAUUUCGGGUUGACCUCGGCACACAGUCCGCUCUCAUUGCCCAGGCGGAGGUCGCAGUCCAAGCCGUCGCCCUUCGAUCUGUCGACGAAAGCUCACACUGACGACGCCCCACCAGUGCCAACAGUCCCCAGCAGCCUCCACGCUCAGUCGGCGAAGAGCGAGAGCAAGAGCGAUGUUGCACCUGAUCUCAACGACAGCGAUGACGACUUUUGA
This is a messenger RNA of Pseudozyma hubeiensis SY62, 4116 nucleotides long. Its product is annotated as cysteine protease. The coding region runs from base 1 to 4116 and encodes 1371 amino acids. Lineage: Eukaryota; Fungi; Basidiomycota; Ustilaginomycetes; Ustilaginales; Ustilaginaceae. The transcript has a single exon. The record is from RefSeq and is a predicted model, not a curated record. Gene Ontology annotation, molecular function: protein-phosphatidylethanolamide deconjugating activity.